This is a messenger RNA of Phycomyces blakesleeanus NRRL 1555(-), 495 nucleotides long. RefSeq lists its product as hypothetical. Bases 1 to 495 code for a protein of 164 amino acids. The transcript has a single exon. NCBI's taxonomy places the organism in Eukaryota, Fungi, Mucoromycota, Mucoromycetes, Mucorales, Phycomycetaceae. The record is from RefSeq and is a predicted model, not a curated record.
AUGAAAAUCUAUGAAUUUUGUACGAAUUUUGUAAUUUUGUCUUUGAAUAUCCUCAACUACAAAAUAAUAUCAUUGGCUAAGAUUCACAUAAGGUUUUGUUCAAACAACCUAACUGAAUACCCCCAAUUCUCCCUCCUUGUGCACAACGACUUCAAGGACAAGAUUACCCAGCUCUUCGCAGACAUUGGCGUGUCUGUGAAGACAGAUUUUGAUCCCUUGGACCAUCGGAUCAUUGCUGAUCCGGCACAUGCCCACAAACCCGUGCAGGAACGCCAACAGCUUGCAUACAAGCUACACCGCCAACGUCUUCUCGCUCUCUGCCUUCGCCUCCCUGCCCCACUGGGCAAAAGUGUCAUGAGGCACUUUUGUACAGUGGAAAGUAGCUCUCUUCGCCUCCCUCCAGUCUGCCUUGAGCAGUAUCUGGAAGACCGAAACCUUCCAUCUGGCCCCCAAGUCAGUGCCAUUGACACUGCCACUGCCAUGGUUAUAGGAUAA